CAAAAUUUCAUACAGUUUCGGUUGGAUUGGUAAUUAUAGUGAGUUUUCGUGGAGGGCCUAAAUUCCAUUAAGUUUCGGUGGUAUUUCAAUUUCAGUAAAGUUUCGGUGGACCAGACAAACCCUAAAACCGUCGGAAACCCUUGUGUUCUCAACACAACGGCUAGGGCUGCUUCAAGUGGGAGAAAGUGAUUAUCGAUUGAAACAUUACGCAGUUGAUUUGCAGCUUAGAGAGAGAGAGGAGAGGUAAGAUCUUCAAUUCUUCUCCAUAAACAAUCAUUCCUUAUAAAAAUGGUUUGGUUUCAAUGUGAAGAUUGUGGAGAAAAUCUGAAGAAGCCAAAGUUACAGAACCAUUUCAGAAUCUGCUCAGCAAAGAAGCUAUCAUGCAUUGAUUGUGGGGUGAUAUUCACUCAGGCAACCGUUCAAGGCCACCAACAAUGUAUCACUGAAGCAGAGAAAUAUGGUCCGAAAGGUCAAGGAAAAGCUUCUACAAUCACAGCAAACAAGCCUAAAACCGAAUCUAAUCAGAAUUCUGAUGUUGAUAUAAAUGUCGGUUUAUCUUCUCGUCCACCAUGGUUUUGCAGCCUCUGUAACACCAAUGCAACGAGUAAUCAAGCACUGUCGCUCCAUGCUGAAGGGAAGAAACACAGAGCAAAAGCUCGAGCUUUUCAUGCUGCCAACCAAAAUACCAAACUAGCAGCAGAACCAAAACCCAAUGAGAAUGAACCUGUUGCCAAUGGUCAUGCGAAGUCAGAAUCAAGGUCUUGGUUUCCAAAAGUUGAAGAUCUUUCAAACACUAAGAGCCUAGAAUCUGAAAAAGAAAAAUUGUCCAAGGAAAAGAGGAAAAUGAAUAAGCCUCAUUCUGGAGGAGCUGAAGAUUUAGAGAAUGGAAAUGGAGAAUUAAACAAUGGAAAAAUGGUUGGUGGAAAUGAUGGAGGCCAAUCAUAUGACCCCCCCCAGAAGAGGAGAUGCAUUAGUGAUAGUUCAGCUAAAGUUGAUCAGAAUGGUGAUAGGAAGAGCAUUGGCGAAAUAAAGUGGAAAAAGCUGAUAACUUCUAUCCUGAAAUCGAGCCCCGAAGGAACUCUAAAGUUGCGGAAGCUGCGAAAACGUGUCCUAGAUUCCCUCAAGGAGUCUGGCAUCACCCAAGACAAAAGUAAACUCAAGGAGCUUUUCUCACAUAAGGUCUCUUCAAGUUCGUGGUUUAUUGUCAAUGGAGAUGUGGUGCAAUUGGCUCCAAAGAAUUGAGUGCUAAACAUAAAAAGUUUUGCUCUGAUGAGAUCCAGUGCUUUGGCUUUUGAGGCCCCAAAUUGUGGAACUAUGAGGAAAUGCAUUGAUAUAAUUUAAACCUCCUGUUUUGUGUUUUUUGUACAAUGAAUGGAAUGGUUUUGACGAGCCCUUCUUACUU
Messenger RNA from Amborella trichopoda, 1402 nucleotides. Its product is annotated as zinc ion binding protein. The record is from RefSeq and is a predicted model, not a curated record. Gene Ontology annotation, biological process: rRNA processing; negative regulation of transcription by RNA polymerase II. Gene Ontology annotation, cellular component: nucleolus. NCBI's taxonomy places the organism in Eukaryota, Viridiplantae, Streptophyta, Magnoliopsida, Amborellales, Amborellaceae. Gene Ontology annotation, molecular function: zinc ion binding; DNA binding.